Messenger RNA from Papilio machaon (common yellow swallowtail), 1312 nucleotides. RefSeq lists its product as uncharacterized. NCBI's taxonomy places the organism in Eukaryota, Metazoa, Arthropoda, Insecta, Lepidoptera, Papilionidae. The record is from RefSeq and is a predicted model, not a curated record. The transcript has 2 exons. The coding region runs from base 216 to 1043 and encodes 275 amino acids.
ACAUUGGAACAAACAAGAUACUAAAUCUGUUAUUUUAAAGAAGGAACAAAGGCUUUUUUUCGAUUAUUUGAUCCAAUUUAAGUGCGUUGUUCUGAUUUGAUAGAAGUUCGUUGCUCCCAACGAUGUGGUAGAAGGAACGCAUUCAUAAUUGUCAGUUAGUAUUGUGAAUUAGACACCGAUAGUCAUUGGAUAUCGUGCUAUUUAACAAUAUAAGAAUGAUAACAAUUCUCAUAUUAAUAGCAGUUACAUCAGUAUAUGCAAAUAAUUGUUCAUAUAUUUACGAUGAUAUAUAUUAUACGAGAACAUCGGUAUUGACAAUUAAGGGAUUACCAACAAACUUGGCUUACAAUCCAAAUAACAAUGACUUACAUUUCACAUUAAUCGACUUAGAAUCAUUACACGAUGAUAAUGUUCAAACUAGAAUGGAUCAAUAUGUACUUAGAAAUGGGGAACCCAUUUUAAUUGAUAAUGUUAGAGGACAAGCAUCAGCUGUUGAUGUUAAAAAUAACAGAGUAUAUAUCGCCAGUGACGAUGGAAUAGGAAUUCUAAAUGCAAGUGAUAAAGUUCAAUUUGCAAAUCUAAAAGAUGAAGACGUAGUGUACCUAUACAAACCGAUGAAUAGUGAAGAUUUGUACGCAGUAACAUAUCCUAAUAACGAAGUAUUCGUUAUUGAUACAAAGAACAAUGAAAAGAGAAGAAUCGAAUAUGUUCCUUGUGCAUUUAUUUUAACUGUGGAUGCGGAAAAUAAUAUAUUUUAUGAAUGUGAUUCUAAAUACGUUAAAGUAUUACUUAAAGACUUUCAAGAGCCUAUUGAAUUUGUUGGCAUCGCUAAGAAUUCUGCGAGAGCGUUAACAAUUGAUGAAAGUAAUAGAGUUAUUUUGGCGGCAAAUGAUGGUUUAUACUGGUUGAAACCAGAUAAUGUUGUACCGAAAAAGUUAAUGAAUUUAGAUUUCGUGCCAUCUGGUAUCGUUCUAAAUGAAGAUGUUGUCUAUUUAGCAACGAACGGUAUUAUUUAUAAAUACACUAACGAUAAUUGUGUUUGAAAUGUUAAAGUGUGGUAUUCGACUACCGUGAUAUUUUAUUAUUGUCCCUCUAUCAAUGUGAAUAAACUUGCUCAAAAGACAACAAAGGCCAUUGGCUGAAAAUUACCGUUACCAUGGCAACCGUUUUUGCUGCUAUUAGUUUACAAUUUGUGUGACUUUUUCGCAAAACAAUUUUUUUCAGUUUACUCAAACCCUAUGUUUAACGGCGUGUAAAUAUAUAGCCUACAGCGUAUCUUAAGAAUAGGGCUAUUUAUUACUAAAAGAAUUAU